GUCUUCGUCUACGGCACUUUAAAACGCGGCUUCUACAACUACGACGCCGUGCUCGCGCGGCAGCCCGACGCGGCCUUCGUCGCCGAGGGCGUGACGACGGAGCGCUUCCCGCUCUUCGUCGACCAUUACAAGAUCCCGUACCUCGUGCACCGCGCGGGCGAGGGCCGCCGCGUCUCCGGAGAGCUCUUCGCCGUCGGCCCCGAGGGCCUGGCCGCGCUCGACGCGUUGGAGGGCGUCGACGAGGGCCGCUACGCGCGGCGCGAGGUCGAUGUUGAUGUCGGCGAA
Messenger RNA from Aureococcus anophagefferens, 285 nucleotides. RefSeq lists its product as hypothetical. The transcript has a single exon. NCBI's taxonomy places the organism in Eukaryota, Pelagophyceae, Pelagomonadales, Pelagomonadaceae. The record is from RefSeq and is a predicted model, not a curated record. Gene Ontology annotation, molecular function: gamma-glutamylaminecyclotransferase activity. The annotation marks the transcript as partial.